Solanum stenotomum is the source of this 567-nucleotide messenger RNA. Its product is annotated as heat shock factor-binding protein-like. The record is from RefSeq and is a predicted model, not a curated record. Gene Ontology annotation, biological process: cellular heat acclimation. The transcript is spliced from 5 exons. Lineage: Eukaryota; Viridiplantae; Streptophyta; Magnoliopsida; Solanales; Solanaceae. The coding region runs from base 117 to 383 and encodes 88 amino acids. Gene Ontology annotation, cellular component: cytosol; nucleus. Gene Ontology annotation, molecular function: transcription corepressor activity.
UGUUUCAAAUUUUAGUCCCUCUCCUCACAAAAACAAUUUCGCCAUUUUUGUAUUCACAAUCUCUUCCCUAUUCUCUCUGCUCCGAUUAACCUGAAGCUUCUCUCUCCGACGAACAAAUGGACGGGCAGGAUGCAGAUAAUACAAAACAAAGCACCGCUGAUAUGACUGUAUUUGUACAGAAUCUGCUUCAACAAAUGCAAACCAGGUUUCAGACUAUGUCUGAUUCAAUCAUCUCAAAAAUAGAUGAUAUGGGGAACCGAAUUGAUGAAUUGGAGCAGAGCAUCAAUGAUUUGAGAAUUGAAAUGGGCCAAGAAGGUUCUUCAUCACCUUCGGCCGCAGUGAAGUCAAAAGAUGACACAAAAUCUGCUGAUGAUUCUGCCUAAGAUGAUGCAUCGAGGUGGUUUAUGUGGUGUUUGUUACGAUUGUUUAGCUUUAAAAAAGAGUGUUAUCCUUUUCUGGUUGUGUGUUGGUCAUCGAUGCGAUUAUCAAUUUAACGUUUUAGAUAUGAAUCAUAUGAGACAUUAAAGGGUGUGUAACAAAGGGUUAUUUUUCUGAGAUUUUAGAAAU